Molecule: messenger RNA, 276 nt
Organism: Penicillium egyptiacum
Lineage: Eukaryota; Fungi; Ascomycota; Eurotiomycetes; Eurotiales; Aspergillaceae
Source: the annotation of a GenBank genome assembly
AUGGAAAACGAGGAGCCUUCUUCUGACCUCGUCGCUAUUUGUCCCCCAAGUAUCUUCGGACCGAUUAUCAUUCCAACUCACAAUAUAUCCGCCCACCCCUCUCUUGCCUCUGUGUACGAACUCAUGGAUGCAAAGUUAGACACCCCGGGAGAGACGCCUUUCCCUUUCUGUGUUGAUGUCAGAGAUACAGCUAAGGCUCAUGUCCGAGCUUAUGAAAAAGUUAUCGCCUCUAACCAGAGAUAUUUGACUGUGUCCAACAUAUAUACUCAGCAGUAG